Molecule: messenger RNA, 1823 nt
Organism: Drosophila kikkawai
Lineage: Eukaryota; Metazoa; Arthropoda; Insecta; Diptera; Drosophilidae
Source: RefSeq, a predicted model, not a curated record
AUGCGCAAUCUGCGUUGUCAUGCAGGACACGCGUCGCCACUGGAGUUGGCUUUAAGUGCACUUUGCCCUUAAUCCAACCAGUGGUUGAGACCAUCGUCACUGCGCAAAUCAUCCUCCACCAGCAGCAGCAGCAUCAACAACGCCUGCCCCCCGCCGCCGCCCACACCGCACCAAGUGAACCCGGCCAGCUGCAGCAGCAGUAGCACUCCGCCCCACUCCCAGCAUCCGCAUCCGCAUCAUCACCAGCACCACCAGCACAGGCGCAGCAGUAGCUCCAGUCACACCAGCCACCAGCUAGCGGAGAACUCGAGCGGUUUGGCCACGAAACCGGCCAUCAAUUUGCUCGGCAAUCAGCUGCAGGUCAACUACUUUGAGUUCCCGCCCACAGCUUCUGGCCAGGCGUUGUUGGCCAACAGUGGUCGCACUACAGCCUCUACGCCGUCGCUGAACUGCCACCAUCAAUUCCAGCAGCCCCAGCAGCACAGCUCCACCGUUGCUGGUAACUACAGCUCGGCGGUUGCCAAAGCGGCUGCCUCCACUGCCUGUGCGCUCCUUGCCACGUGCCACGUGUCCAGAGAUUCCCCCCGACACUACCACCACCAACAGCAGCUACCAAAGCAGCCCAGGAGCCCGGAGGAACCACAGCAAACCGCAGACAACAUGGGUCGACGCGAGAUAAAACGCUCCAAUACCAGUGGCUCCACCACCAGAUCCUACGACAGCGGCAGCGCAACCACAAACUUUGUGGGCAAGUUUACGCAGAGUGUGCGUCGGAUCGUCCAGGAUGUGAAGGACGAGGGCGCGCCCAGCGGCAUGACGCGGGAUGAGGUGAUCGAGACCAACGAGCGGCUGCGCUCCCUGCGCCUGCGACUCGAGGAGUCCUACGAGACGGCCAAGAAGGCGUUGAUCAACCUAAUGAACAAGUACGGGGACUCGAAAAGCCAGCGCAACAUCUUUCAGCGCUAUCCCACGCUCAAGCUGAUGAUAAAGGAAGUCAUCCGGCUGGAGACCCAGUACUGGACCCUGGUGGACAUCCCGCGCCAGGAGAAGCAGGAAACUGUGCCCUCCUACGUGAUGCGCGCCUGCUCGAUCAUGGAGAAGACCCAGAAGUCCGGCGAGGGCGUCAAGACCUCCGCCCGACUGGCCGAGGAGGCGGCCGAGCGUCGGGAGCGCAUGGAGCGAUUGGAACAUAUGACAACUGCCCAAAUCGAGCACGAGAACACGCAGCUGAUAAACGACUUGUACCGCUUGCUGAAAAAGUAUCUGGGCCUGCGGCAUCUCAUCCGGGUGCUAAAGGAAGAGUACGGCAGCUCAAAGAUGUAUCCGAUAUUUCCACGCUACACAAUGCUCAAGGACAUGAUAAAGGGCAUCAUGCACGACCCGGACUACAUGGAGGUGUGUCACGAGACGCUGGCCAACGCCAACUGAGCCGAGGGCACCGGAAAUGGCAGGCGUCGCAUGAGUGUCAUUUGAGAGGGCCCAAAAACUAACAGCAACACCAAUACGAGCGGCAGCCUACGCGGGUGCAGGACCUAGGACCUGUGCCAGUAAAAGUGCCUGUCCGCUCAAUUCGCAUGCGAGUUUCUGUCAUUCCGGAGUGAUUUAGAAUUUUCCGUAAAAAGUUCUCGGAGCCAUUGCGGAGCGCGUGGCUUCGGCAGCCUCUCUCUCUUUCCGGCCCCUCUAGCCAACACUCUUGAACACUCAAAGGCAAGCCAAGACAAACUAAUCAAGGAACUAACCCACUAACUAACUACGCCCAGACCCCACCACCCACCACCAAACCAUCAACUGAACAAGGAACUAUUUACACUACAUUAUCAGAU